Messenger RNA from Fulmarus glacialis (Northern fulmar), 444 nucleotides. Its product is annotated as GTPase HRas. NCBI's taxonomy places the organism in Eukaryota, Metazoa, Chordata, Aves, Procellariiformes, Procellariidae. Gene Ontology annotation, molecular function: GTP binding; GTPase activity; GDP binding. The transcript has 3 exons. Gene Ontology annotation, biological process: Ras protein signal transduction. The record is from RefSeq and is a predicted model, not a curated record. Gene Ontology annotation, cellular component: plasma membrane. The annotation marks the transcript as partial.
AGGUGGUGGUACUCCUGGAAGUCCUGAGCUGGGGUCGGCUGGAAGAUGACCGAAUAUAAGCUGGUGGUGGUGGGAGCCGGUGGUGUCGGGAAGAGUGCUUUGACCAUACAGCUCAUUCAGAACCAUUUCGUUGAUGAGUAUGACCCCACGAUAGAGGAUUCCUACAGAAAGCAAGUCGUCAUCGAUGGAGAGACCUGCUUGUUAGACAUCUUGGAUACCGCAGGGCAAGAGGAGUACAGUGCCAUGAGAGACCAGUACAUGAGAACGGGGGAAGGAUUCCUCUGCGUCUUUGCCAUCAACAACACCAAGUCCUUCGAAGAUAUUCACCAGUACAGGUCGGUAUCCCGGGAAGGUGGCCCCGGGGAAGAGACGGAGCAGACGGCUAAUGUCAGUGACUCCGAUAAAACCCAUCCGAAGGGAUUGCUUGUGGCCUUUGGGGACUCG